AUGGCACAGGUGAGCUUCUUCAUCUCAGCCAAGGCAGAUUCCCUGUACCAUCAGCGAAUCAAGCCGGUGAAGCUUCGCUGGACUCAAGCCUGGCGUCGACAGAACAAGAAGGGCAAGGUGGAAGAGGGUGGAAAGAAGAAAGCCAGGAAGGCCCAGAAGUUUCAAAAGGCAAUUGUUGGCAUGUCCUUGGACGAUCUCAAGAAGAAGAAGGCAAUGAGGCCUGAGCUGCGCCAAGCACGAGAGCAGGCGGCAAAGGAAGCAAAGGCCAAGCAGCAGGCGGAAAAGAAGAAGGCGGCUUCAAGCAAGCCGGCUGUUCCCAAGGGCAAGGCAGACAAGGGUGCGAAGUUGCCAAAGGGCGGAGGUGCCCCGGCUGGCGGUUCCAAGAACUUCAAGGGCAAGAAGUAA
Messenger RNA from Symbiodinium pilosum, 405 nucleotides. The record is from the annotation of a GenBank genome assembly. Lineage: Eukaryota; Dinophyceae; Suessiales; Symbiodiniaceae.